Molecule: messenger RNA, 3019 nt
Organism: Aphidius gifuensis
Lineage: Eukaryota; Metazoa; Arthropoda; Insecta; Hymenoptera; Braconidae
Product: leucine-rich repeat-containing protein 49
Exons: 5
Coding region: 128-3019 (963 amino acids)
Molecular function (GO): protein binding
Source: RefSeq, a predicted model, not a curated record
AUAAAAUUAAUUGUCAACUAUUUUUUAUAAUAAAAAAAUAAGCAAAAUAAAAAUAUGUAUGUGUCAAGAGUACAUGAUUAUUACUGAAAUAUUGAUAAAGGAUUGAUCAAAUUGUUUUUGUUAUGUGAUGCCAAUAAGCAACAAUACCAAGUCAUCACAAGGAAAAAAAUUAACGUUUAAUGUACGAGGUAAAUCAGCAACAGUUCAUACUGAUACAGAACAAGAAGAAAAUAAUUUUUUUACAAUAGCACCAGCUUUACCAAUAUUACCAGGUGCUUCUGCGCCAAUUAAAUUGACAAAACGUUCAUAUAGUUCAUUGAACUCUACAAGUUCAACGUUUGCUUUUGAAGAUGCUGAAGUUGGUGGAUGUGAUGUCGUUGCAUUGCAACAAGCUGGAGAAGGUAGAACAGUUGUGGCAAAAAGAAGUCAAAUUGAACGUGAUAAAAAUCCCGAUAGAAUUUGUCUUGAUCGUCGUGGUCUUACUAAUUUUCCUGACAUUAUUGAUGAGCCAAAGCUACGUCUCAUGUCACUACAGCAUAAUUUAUUAUCACGCAUUGAAGCUGAUAAUUUUAUACAAUUGACAAAACUAGUAUUUCUUGAUUUAUAUGAUAAUCAAAUUGAAAAAAUUAAUGAUUUAAUACCACUUGAAAAUUUACGAGUAUUAUUAAUUGGUAAAAAUAGAAUUAAAAAAAUUGAAGGUCUUGGACCACUUGUUAAACUUGAAGUACUUGAUUUACAUGGUAAUCAAAUAGUUCAAGUAUCUGGACUUGAUGACUUAAUAUCAUUAAAAGUACUCAAUUUAGCUGGUAAUAAUGUUAAAAUAAUUGGUUACAAUGAUUUUCAUGGUUUAUCAUCAUUGAAGGAGCUUAAUUUAAAACGAAAUAAAAUUAAAAAAUUACUUGGUUUUGGUGAAACACCACAAUUACAAAAAUUAUAUUUAAGUAAUAAUGAUAUACAAAAAAUUGAAGAUAUGGGAAGUAUUGCUAAGGCAUUACAAAUAAAAGAAAUAACAAUUGAUGGUAAUCCAGUAACACUUAAUGCUGAUUGUAUAUCAUUUUUAGUAUCAUAUUUACCAAAUUUACAAGUAUUAUCAACAAUGCAAAUUAAUGAACAAGUUAGAAGAACAGCAAUGGCAUGGCGUACAACAAAAGAACAAUCAAAUUCAGCAUUUCUUGAUCUUAGUACACAAGUAUGUGUUAAUGUACGUCGUGAAGAAGUCAUAACAAAUGCUAAAACAAAUUGGGAAUUACUUAGAUCACAAACAAAAUGUUUUACAAGUAAUUCAAGUAAAUUAAAUAAUAUUAAAAAUGAUAAAAUACGUGGUUUAAAUUUACAAAAUUCAAAUAAAUUUGAUACAGUUAAAUUAAAAAGUUUAGAUGAUAAUAAUAAAAAAAAUAUAUAUGGUAGUUUAACAUCAAUUAAUGAAAAAAUUGAAUCUAAAAAAAUACAAUAUAAAAAACGUAGUAAUUCAAGUGAUGGAUUAUUUCGUAUUGAUAAUAUUAAUAAAAUAAAUGCUCUUGAAUUUAAGCUACCACCAAUAUUAUUACCAAUUAUAAAUAAUUUAACAAAUAAUAAAAAUAAUGAAUUAUAUAAAAAUCAAAAGAGCAAUAUUUUAAUUGAUAAUACAGAUACAACAACUGACAGUGAGUUAGAAAGUUCAGAGAGUCAUGAAAGUUUAAAAAGUGGUCUUAGAAAUCAUUUAUUAAAAUGUAAUACAAAAGCCAUAACAGCUGAUAAUGAUAAAAACAAUAUUUAUAAUUUAUCAAAUAUUAAUAUUAAAAAACAAGAUAAUAAUGAUAUUAAUAAUCGUGGUAAUAUGGUAUCAUUUAAAUCACAUGACUCAUUUAUAUCUGAUAAUAAAGUAAAUUUAAAAACAUUUUAUAAUCUCAUUGAUACAAAUGAUGUACAUGAUAAAUUACCUGAAAAUUAUAAUCAAUCAAAUUUUCAUUUAAUAAAUACAAAAACAAAUAGUUUAGAUAGUAAUAAAUCAAUAUUUGGUGAAUCAAGUAGUUCAUCAACAACAAAAGCUGAUGAUUAUGAUGAUUCAGAAGAUGAUAAAAAUCGUAUUAAAAUAUCAAAAAUUAAAAAAAUGGUUCAUUAUAAAAAUAAUAGAGCUGCAACUGCUAGAGUUAAACACAGAGCAUCAAUGGCACCAUCACCACCACCACAACAAAAUCCACCACCAAAAGAAAAAGAACAAGGUGGUGAUUAUUUAGUUGAAAUAAUUGGUCGUUGUUUAAAUGUAUAUGGACAAGGUGCAUUACGUUUUAUUGAUCGUUCAUGGGAUUUAACAAAAGCAACUGAUGUUAAUAUUGUUAAAUUUAAUUAUGUACAAUUUAAUGGUAUUGCAACAGUAUUAAAUAAAUUAAAAAUACGUUUUCCAAAUGCUGAGCAUUUUAUAUUUAAAGAAACAAAUAUCAGUCAUUUGGGACAAUUAAAUGCACUUGCUGAGGUACAAGGUUUAGCAAGUAUACAAAUUGAACCUGAGGGUAAUCCAAUUAUAUCAAAAAAUUGGAAAAUUUAUGCAAUAUUUCGUCUGGCUCAUUGGGGACUAAGAGUAAUUAAUGGAAAAGAAAUUACUGAGAGAGACAUUGAACUUGCCAAUGAAGAAUAUUCUGGUCUCACUGAUAUUGUCAUGUGGUCACUACCAGAAUCAUUGCUGCAGCCGUUGUUACAUAGAUUACAUUUGGAAAAAGCACAGAGACAAAAUGGGGAACAAAUCACUGCCAAACAAUUUUUAUUAAACAGUGAUCCAGCACUGAGAAAUGUCGUUGCCAAAGAAGCUUUACAGUGGCGACGAGGCAAUAUUACACAGGAAGAUUUGAUUUCACGACACAAAGGAAAAGUUCAUUUAUCAAAUUUAAUUGAUCAAACAAUUGAUGCAAUAGAAAAACUACAAUUAUUAGAACGAGAAUGGCCAAAUAUUCUCAAGGAAAUAAUUCAAACAACAUUAAAUGAUUACUCUCAAAUAAAUUUAUACAUGAAACGUUACAAUAAAAUACUUGAAGAUGGUAAGUAA